Messenger RNA from Solanum stenotomum, 682 nucleotides. RefSeq lists its product as uncharacterized. The transcript is spliced from 3 exons. NCBI's taxonomy places the organism in Eukaryota, Viridiplantae, Streptophyta, Magnoliopsida, Solanales, Solanaceae. The record is from RefSeq and is a predicted model, not a curated record. Bases 1 to 561 code for a protein of 186 amino acids.
AUGUCUAUGCCGUGUGAUUGUGGAAGGGGUGAGAAGGAAUCGCCACCCAAGAAGAAAUUGAAAUCGGAGGCGGAGGCGGAGGCGGAGGCGGAGGCGAAGGAUGAGACCGGAUCUGAUUUGAAGUUUGAGGAUGAAGACCAAAACGGGAAUGAAGAGUCUUCCGGCUAUGAUUCCGAUGAUUGGACUACAUUGCCAAAUAAGGACGCCUUUAUCAAGUACUUUCAACAAGUAAACGAGAGCGAUGGUUUUGACUUUGAUGAAUACCCUGGGCCGUCCAUGUAUACUCCCAUCCGCCCUCUUCUAAAAUUUGAAGGAUUACCUAAGUUUGCUGAUGAAAUCAAGGGUUAUGCUUCAAUGGCGAUCAAGUAUUAUUUUGACAAUGAUGGGAAGGAACGCAAAGUUGAGGAGAUUGUGAAGAUAAAUGCAGGUGGUCCUCGGGAUGCUACCUACUACAUUACCUUUAAAAUUAAUAAUGAGGGAAAGGAAGAAACUUUUCAAGCUAAGGUGCAACUCCCGAUUGGGGGAGCAAUCAAAUUUCCAAUUUGCAGGCGCAAGGAAUAACUUGUUGCAGAAAUAUUUGUAGUUACCUGUGCCUUUUGCACCCCCAAAUGCUUUCUAUUACUUAAGUAAUUAUGUAUAACUCUAGUAUUAUUGGUUAUCUUAUCUGCUAUUGACAUUUUUA